CUUCUUUUUCAAGCCUGGCAGUGCCUGUGAGAGUGUGAGCCUGUGAUGAUCUCGGACCCCCCUCUCUCCUCUUCUCCUCUCAUCGUCCUGUACUCUUCAACUCUCCGACUCCCCAAGCCACCCCCUCCAAGCCCCUCGUCCGUUCUUCGUUCGGUUACCUCCCAUUUCAAUCUCUCCCUCUCUCUCCAGGCAUUUUUCCUUCUCUGCCACUUCCUCCUUUCUCCCAGCAUCUAUCAGCCCACCAUUCCUCAGCUUGCUGCUGCCUUACCCACAAACAUCAACCUCAAUCCCGUUAAUCGGUUCUCGUAGACAUACGCCUCAGAGUACAACCAACCGGCCUCUCUCACCAAACAAACCCGCCAACACCCAAGCAAUUCGCUCGCCGAACAAAAGCUUCUUUCCACCACGGACCAAGUGCCAAGACUCUCUUGUGAUCCUUCCGCCGCAGAGACAUUAUUGGACCCGGCUCAGCCCAGCAAGGCCAAGGUGGCUGACAAGGUGCCCCUCCGAAAGUGAUCGACGGACAAGAGUCCAUUCUGCGUCUGGCAAAGCCCCGUCUUGGCAACGGCCACGACAUGCUGCAGGGAUUGGGUUGGUCCUGAAAGAAUCUGCCGCUAUCUGCCCUGCCAUAUCUACCUAUCUCUCUAUCUCUCUCCAUCUGUCUGGCUGUCCCCCGUCGCCUGUUCCGCCGCCUCUCUUAAUCUCAGAUCUCGCCAAUCCAACCAACGUGACCGGGGUUCGUCCUACGCCUCUCUGGCCAGUCACUCGCUGGCAUCCGACGCUACGACUUUUGUGUACCCAAGAAAGAUAUUCCCGUCGGCGUCGCAGCACUCUCCUCCGCGGAGAUGUCAACCGCGGGUCAACAAGGACCCAACGGGCACCCACAAUCCCCAGAUGGCGGCCCGUUAGACCCAGUCUCACUCGCCGCCCUCCCCACGACGACGGCGCCUCCGACGCAACCCACUGCCGUUCCGUCGCCGCUGCCGACGACGACUGCCGACACGGGUGGAAACGCCGUCGGCCAUGUUGUGAACGGGACUGGCAAUCCGUCAAUCAACGGCCACCUCACCAACGGUACUUCGGAUGUGCCGGAAACCAGCGGCCACACGGUAAAUGGCUCAGCCCCAAACGAUAACCCGCCCUCCGAUGGCGCUAUUUCCAGGAACCAAGUCGCCGAUGGCGCCGUCCCAUCAUCAUCAUUAUCAUCAUCAUCAAGAUCAAAUGGUGGGCCAUCAACCAACGGGGAUGACGUGCCGCAGGUCAAAGAGGGAGCUCUCGAGAACAAGAUCGAGGGCGUUCAGAACCCGGAAGCUAACGGUCACAAGCCACCCGACCAGGAGCCGCACCACCAUUCUAGCGAUCUCAAGGGCUUGUAUGCCGAGGGUAAGGAAAAAGUCAAGGACAAGACGAAGCCCUCGGGCGGCUUCGACACAACGCCACUGCCCGACGCGCCUCCGGGCUACACCGUGAGGUUCAUUUUCCACAGGGCAAGCAACCUCCCCGCCGCCGACAUCGGAACGAGGUCAUCCGACCCCUUCAUUCAUGUUACUCUCAGGGCGGCCGUGCCGAAGCGACACAAGGAGGACCCCGAUCUCGUACACCGCACCGAGACCAAAAGGCGCACGACGGAACCCGUGUGGAACGAUGAGUGGGUUGUGGCCAACAUUCCGGCGGCCGGCUUCAUUCUCAAGUGCCGGCUGUACGAUGAGGACUGGCCCGACCAUGACGACCGCCUCGGCAACGUCACCGUCAAAGUCCCCUACGUCGGCGAGGACUGGGAAGGCUUCCCGCAGCCAGGCCACGAGUUCGUGGCCAAGAAACGCAUGGGCAGCAAACGGGCCUACUUCGUCAAGGCCAUCACGAGCCAUUUUGACCCGCGCACCGACAUGUCGCCGAGGUUGUGGAUUAGCAUGGAGGUCUUGGGCAAGUCGGACCCGCCGUAUGCCCAGAUGUGCACCAUCGGGCCUACCUCGUACUUCAAGCACUUUAGCCCCAUGAUCGGACGUCUCACUGGAAUCAAGGUCAACCGGGACGAAGAGGCCGACGCCCGUUCGGAUCUGUUUGACGAAUCCCAGGAUAAGGAGAAGGACGGCAAGAAGACACAAAAAUAUGAUUUUCAAUCCAACGAGAUGCAGCUGUCAGGCCCGGUGCCUCCCGAGCUGUACCAUCGCUAUGUCGAGUUCCGCCCGAUGAUCGGCCUGAUGUUCGCCAAGAGCGGCUUGAGGGGCAGGAUCCUCAACAAGGCGCUGCACAAGCAGCACAGCAGAGUCUAUAACUUUGACAGCUCGACCCAGUACGGCGUCUUCAAGGCCCGCUCGGAAGAAGCCGCUCUGCAGUUCCUCAAGCUGGUGCACUUUGACGAGGGGGGCCGCAUUUUCACUUACGUGCUCACCCUCGACGGCGUCUUCCGCUUCACCGAGACCGGCAAAGAGUUCAGCAUCGACAUGCUGAGCAAGCACACCAUGCACAGCGACGUCGAGACCUACAUCGCAUGCUCGGGCGAGUUCUUCGUUCGCCGCCUCGAGAAGCCUGACGCCUCGGACGACCCGGAACCGGACCAGAGAACCCACCCGACCGACGAGCUCUCCGGCGGCCCCCCGAACGGCCACCCGCCGCACAACCCGUCCUAUUACCAGCUCUUCAUCGACAACGACUCCGGCACUUAUCGGCCCGACAAGUCCAUUCUCCCCAAGUUGAAGGGGUUCCUGCAGGCCAACUUCCCCGGGCUGGGCGUCGUCACCAUGCACUGCGAGGACGAGGAGCUCCAGAAGCUCAAGAAGGAGCAGGUCGAAGCCAAGAAGAAGGAGGGCCGCAUGGUCAACAUGGUGCUCGCCCGUAGCCCCAGCUCGAGCUCGCUGAGCUCGACUGAGAGCGCUCUGCAACACAUGGACGAAGCCGGCGAGGACGGUCCACCGGUGAAGAGUACUACGCAGAAAGCGCUGGACGUGCUCGAGGACCCGAGCGCCCUGAAGAAGAUGCUGAAGCCGGGCCAUCACGGACAUGCACAUGCACACACCACGGGGGGAGGCGAGAGUUCGACGGCACACUAGUUACUGCCAUGGCUGGCUUCACCUCCCCCCCUUUUCUGCCAUUUCCCCUCUCUUUGUUUUCCUUUUUCUCUUCUACUUCUUCACCUCUGCGUAUCUUGAUACCUCUUGCAUAUUUGAACUGUUUUCUGGAGGCACGGGCUUUCUUGCAUUUUACGUUGAUAUCCCGUUGGAAGCUGUGGUACUGCUGUUGAGACCAAAGCGCAGGAAAGGCGGCAGGGUCGACCAUAAUAUAUUUGCUCACUAAAAAACUGCACGAGAUGUAAAGACUGGCUUGAGGAAUAAACCCCGACACGUGAGACCGUCUCCCGGAAACGUCAAAGUGGCGUAACUG
Molecule: messenger RNA, 3381 nt
Organism: Colletotrichum destructivum
Lineage: Eukaryota; Fungi; Ascomycota; Sordariomycetes; Glomerellales; Glomerellaceae
Product: Putative C2 domain-containing protein
Exons: 2
Coding region: 846-3050 (734 amino acids)
Biological process (GO): positive regulation of gene expression
Source: RefSeq, a predicted model, not a curated record